UACAGCAUAUUUCAUACGUUCAAUAUACGUCGUGGAAAGGUGCUCGAAAAGUAAACGUGUUCUAGACAGUUGCAGGAGGCUGUCUACCCAAGUGUAUCGUACCCGAGACACAACAGUCUGUUUUGGAAUUGACAACCCUAUGUCCCUCGAGAACGUCUCAAGAAAGUGGUAUCCCAAUAUUGUCCGAUAUGCACCCGGGCUGCCAGUUGUUAUAGCUGGCCUGAAACUAGACUUGCGGAACGACAUAGAGCUCGUCGAGAAUUUGGCCAAAAGCGGAACGCAUCCUGUCACCGAGACAGAGGGCCGACGCAUGGCAAAGAGGAUUGGCGCUAAGGCGUAUGUUGAGUGCUCAGCUCUUGAUUGCCGCGGUAUCGAUAGAAUAUUUCAGCGUGGUGCCCAGGCUGCUGUGAUUUCUAAGGACUUCAAGCACCGCUGUAACCAGCCGGACAGAGCCCAGUGUGUUAUUCAAUGAAG
Messenger RNA from Linderina pennispora, 474 nucleotides. RefSeq lists its product as uncharacterized. Gene Ontology annotation, molecular function: GTPase activity; GTP binding. The coding region runs from base 140 to 472 and encodes 110 amino acids. The transcript has a single exon. The record is from RefSeq and is a predicted model, not a curated record. NCBI's taxonomy places the organism in Eukaryota, Fungi, Kickxellomycota, Kickxellomycetes, Kickxellales, Kickxellaceae. Gene Ontology annotation, biological process: small GTPase-mediated signal transduction.